Messenger RNA from Vigna unguiculata (cowpea), 747 nucleotides. RefSeq names its product heavy metal-associated isoprenylated plant protein 20-like. NCBI's taxonomy places the organism in Eukaryota, Viridiplantae, Streptophyta, Magnoliopsida, Fabales, Fabaceae. Gene Ontology annotation, molecular function: metal ion binding. The record is from RefSeq and is a predicted model, not a curated record.
AGCCUCUUCCCUCCCUCACUCUUUAAUUUGCUUUCACUUCAUCUCUCUCUCUCUCUCUCUGUCAAAUACCCUGUUCUCUCUUCUCCUCUAGUUCUCCAUUCAUUCUUGUGUUAAAAAAUAACCAAGAAAAUGGGUGCUCUUGAUUUCCUUUCUGACUACUUCUCAGUUUCCACCCCAAAAAAGAAACGCAAGCUAAUGCAGACAGUUGAAAUCAAAGUGAAAAUGGACUGUGAUGGCUGUGAAAGAAGAGUUCGCAAUUCUGUUUCCAACAUGUCAGGUGUGAAAGAGGUAGAGGUGAGCAGAAAACAAAGUAAGGUAACAGUAACAGGUUACGUGGAUAGAAACAAGGUCCUAAAGAAAGUACAAGGAACAGGAAAAAGAGCAGAGUUUUGGCCUUAUAUUCAGUACAACUUGGUCGCAUAUCCCUACGUGGCACAGGCUUAUGACAAGAAGGCACCAUCUGGGUAUGUGAAAAACACUGAACAAGCACUCCCAAACCCAAACGAUGAGAAACUCACCUCUCUCUUCAGUGAUGACAACCCCAAUGCAUGUUUAAUCAUGUAAACUAUUUUCAGUACAACAAGAUCAGAGUUACCUUGCAAGUUCAUGUGUGCAUAUAUAGUUUCUUUCAGACUAUUUCAGCUUCUUGUUACCUGUGUUGUCUUUCUUUAAUGGCUACAAUUUUGGUUCUGCUUUUAAGUUAGUAUAGAACUUGGAGGAAUGGAUGCAAAUUCUGUUUCCUGGCUC